This is a messenger RNA of Sardina pilchardus (European sardine), 2927 nucleotides long. RefSeq names its product forkhead box L1 (gene foxl1). Gene Ontology annotation, molecular function: DNA-binding transcription factor activity, RNA polymerase II-specific; RNA polymerase II cis-regulatory region sequence-specific DNA binding. The transcript has a single exon. The record is from RefSeq and is a predicted model, not a curated record. Gene Ontology annotation, biological process: anatomical structure morphogenesis; regulation of transcription by RNA polymerase II; cell differentiation. NCBI's taxonomy places the organism in Eukaryota, Metazoa, Chordata, Actinopteri, Clupeiformes, Clupeidae. The coding region runs from base 792 to 1997 and encodes 401 amino acids.
CUGCACGCGUUUGUGGAGGCGGCAGACAAUAUGGGGCGAUUGAACACACAUCUGCAUUGGCUGGUCUCUUCCCAAAUGACUGCGGAAAGACAAAAUGUAUCAGCGAUAAAAGUCAGUCAUGCAAAAAUCCGAUAAAAUGCCCAAAGUUUAAUUAUAGCCCAAAUUCAAAUAUAGAAAUUACAAAACAAGUUCAGACUCUUUGACGGAUGGGACACUAACAUCUUGAAUAGAGUGAAAUUAUUUAAGUUAUUUUCCCUUCACGUACUUUGUUUUCUUUUUAAGUAACCCACAGCAUCUCCUAGUGAGAGCUCUGUCGUGUUUGCUUGUUCUCUCUGUGCGAGCAACUUUCAGCGUCAAGGGUGGACGUGAUAUUUCAAACAUCAGAUCAGUACGUUUAUGUAUUGGGUGCCCGGAAAUUUUUCCAAAUAAACACAGCUUGAUUCAACUUGGGUGGGCAGACUUAUCAACAGACUAAUUCUAUAAACAAAUGAGGGAAUAACCCGGCACACCAUUGGCUGGUACGCUAGGGACACGCGGGGAGAGAGCCGGGGCUUUCGGCAAUGAAAUUUUAAUUAAUGUGGGUGGGCUGGGAACACGGCGAGUGUUUAUCAUAGACAAUUUAUUUUCCAGAGCUAAGUCAACAUAAAACAGCAAACGUACAACAAUUAUUGAACAUUUUAGACGCAUGAGGACGGGACGCGGCAGGAGUCUCGCAGUCUUUGCAGGAGCAGCUCUUGAUGCGGGCUCUAGACCUCCGGACUCGCAGCUGGAAGAAGCGAGACUAAGUAGUAAUGAGCUUGUACCACAGUCGAGUGCCCCAGCUCGGUGUGCCCUCCUCGGCUCUCUCGCUCUCCAAUUCAUCCUUGAUUUAUGUGUAUGGAAGUGAGGGCGGGGGGCUGAUUCCAACGUUGGGGUUUGCGUCUCCUCGACAGGAGCCUCCGCAGAAACCUCCGUACAGCUACAUAGCACUUAUAGCGAUGGCCAUCAAAAACUCGCCGGAGAAGCGUGCCACUCUGAGUGGUAUCUACCAGUUCAUCAUGGACCGUUUUCCUUUCUACCAUGACAACAAGCAGGGCUGGCAAAACUCGAUCCGACACAACCUGUCGCUGAACGACUGCUUUAUUAAAGUUCCGAGGGAAAAGGGGCGACCUGGGAAAGGCAGUUAUUGGACACUUGAUACGAAGUGUCUUGACAUGUUUGAGAAUGGGAACUACAGGCGGAGGAAAAGAAAGUCCAAAGGCCAAGACGUGGGGGACGCCAAACCGAGCCAUAAGAGGAGUAAAGUCCCAGUCGCUCAGCAGCAUUGCGUUCCUAAAACGGACACUUGUACGCACGCGACGCGCGAGGAUUCACCUCAGGGAGAGAGGACGUUCAGAGACUCAGGAAAGAAACACAAAGAACAGAAAAAUGAAGACACGAAGCCAGUCCUCGGUGAGAUGAACAGGGUUCAAAUUCAACAGAACACAUCAGUUCAUUACCCAGAUUUGAGCGCACACAGCAAAUAUCACCCGGCAGGCUCGUCUCAGGACUGUCACCCAGCGGUCCCGAAUCUGCACAGCAAUCAUGUUACAGAUGCAAGUACACCAUGGCACGAGGCAGCGAGGCUUGGCGCUCAAGCAGCCCAUACCGGCGAGACGGAGAGCCGAAACCCCGCUACUGCCGACAAGAAGGAUUCAAGCGUCUCGUUAGAUUCAAGGAGAAGUGCACUUAUCUCCGAAGCAGAAUCCAAGCUGUGCGUUCCUUCAUUCAAUCCCAUUAAAACUACAGACAAAUCCAACGGUUUCAGCAUAGAGAACAUAUUGUCUAAAAGAGCCACGACAACCCAGCGCAGGUGCAGUUUCGGGGGCUCCGUUGCGCCUUGCUUGGAGACGCGCAAUCACGCGCUUACCUCUUCUGUGCUCCUUGGCGCGCGCAACCCGCGGUUGUAUUCGAUGGGAUUUCCACUCUGCUCCUAUUUGUCUCUCACUUGUCCCGAAAACGUCCUUCACCUCAGUUGAGUCUCACCUGGGAAAUUGUUUUCCCUAUCAAACCUAUUUGAGCAGCUUAAUCCAAAGAAACAUUUUGGAGAGCAUUUUGGACUGUUCUCUAGUCAAUGUGUCUUUCCAUUUAUCCAGUAUGCUUUUCACUGUUUAUAGAUGAAGUGUAUGCCUACCAUUUUAGACACUUCUAAAUUCCGAAUGUGUUUUGAAAGCUAAGUGUGUGGUGUAAUUCCUAUGACUAUAAACCAUUGCCAUAACAGUUUUAAAUGAAGACGUAUGGGAUCCCAACCCCAUAUAUACUGAAGGUACUGCAUUGGGAAAAAUGCAUAAUAAUAAUGAUAAUAAUGAUAAUAAUAAUAAAAAUAUUAUAGCUCAUAUUAAACAGCACUGCCUUUUUCUGAUCCUUGCUAUUUCUAUUAAUGGAAUAGCAACUCCAGACAGAGUCAUUCCAUUCAAGUUCUGCACUUGGUUUGCUUUGGUGUCCUAGUUACCCUAGUUGGUGACACAUCAUCAUUGUGGAAAGUGAAUAAAUGUGCUUCUGUUGAGGGCCAUUUUUGGAAAGAUGUGUCCCGGUGGAAGGUUCACUCCUUUGUAAGUGUUUGAAUAAGCCACUGGACAUUAAAUAAAGGAUGCGGAGACAUGUUGUACAAUUGGAUUCUAAAAUGAUCUGUCAGUUCCCAUCUGUCAGGUUUUUAUUUGUUAUGUUUGGGUGGAGCCACACUGGGGAGGUAUAUAUGUAAUUUGUUUUACUUAAAAUGAACGUAUCCCUGGAAAAGGCCUCACUCUAACCUCUGUUAAAGCACAUAAGUGGUUUCUUGCAUUGCCGAUAUAAAUGUUUCUUUUAAAAAGCCUAUACUGUAUUUUCACAUCUGAACCAAAUGCUCAUCUGACAGUGUUUUGACCAUGAAGUGACUGCUUUUCAGAUAUCAAUAAAAAUGUUGAAAAGUU